AUGACGGAGCUGCAGUCGGCGCUGCUCCUGCGAAGGCAGCUGACAGAGCUCAACAAAAACCCGGUGGAAGGCUUCUCGGCGGGCUUGAUAGACGGCAAUGACCUGUACCGCUGGGAAGUGCUCAUCAUCGGUCCUCCAGACACCCUGUACGAAGGCGGCGUUUUCAAAGCUCAUCUCACCUUCCCCAAAGACUAUCCCCUCCGACCUCCAGAAAUGAAAUUCAUCACCGAAAUCUGGCACCCAAAUGUUGACAAAAAUGGGGACGUGUGCAUUUCCAUUCUCCACGAACCGGGAGAGGACAAAUAUGGCUAUGAAAAACCCGAAGAACGCUGGCUGCCCAUUCACACCGUGGAAACCAUCAUGAUCAGUGUCAUUUCUAUGCUGGCGGAUCCUAACGGAGACUCGCCGGCCAACGUGGACGCAGCCAAAGAAUGGAGGGAAGACCGAAAUGGAGAAUUCAAAAGGAAAGUUGCCCGCUGUGUAAGAAGAAGCCAGGAGACCGCUUUUGAGUGA
Messenger RNA from Trichosurus vulpecula (common brushtail), 513 nucleotides. Its product is annotated as ubiquitin-conjugating enzyme E2 G1-like. Bases 1 to 513 code for a protein of 170 amino acids. Gene Ontology annotation, biological process: proteasome-mediated ubiquitin-dependent protein catabolic process; protein polyubiquitination. Gene Ontology annotation, molecular function: ubiquitin conjugating enzyme activity. The record is from RefSeq and is a predicted model, not a curated record. The transcript has a single exon. NCBI's taxonomy places the organism in Eukaryota, Metazoa, Chordata, Mammalia, Diprotodontia, Phalangeridae.